AAUGGUAUUAAAUUUAUAUUAUACUUAAUUUAAUCAGCAUAGAUAUAAGAGACUUUUUUGCACUGCAGUGUAAAUUAACAUCUUAUUCCUUUGAAAAUGAUUUUGAGAGGUUGUAUUAUUUGGUUGUUCGGUUUAUUCUCAGUGCUGUUUAACCAGGGACUCGCACAAACAGCUUGUGGUUUCAAUGCUAGAGCUACUACUGAGGCACAAACAAUUCGUUCACCUGCCACUGCAGAUGGACGUUACCGAAACAACGAAAAUUGUGUGUGGACGCUCACCGCUUCACCUGGUUUAUUAGUAAACUUAAAAAUAAUUCAACUACGAACCGAAUCAUGUUGCGAUUAUUUGCAAGUAACGCUUUCGCAACAAACCAUACUUCUUCGUGGCCACAGAUCAAACGUAACUUUCAGAGGGCAAAGGAUAAGAUUGCAAUUUAUAACUGAUGGCUCGUUCAGACGACAAGGGUUUACAGCAACUUACCGAGCUGUGAGCGAGAAUGCUGUUUUAGAGCCAACUACAACACUGGCGCCCGGUGCUCCGUGUGGGUUCAACGCCAACGCCACCAGCGAACUCCAGCCUUUAAAUUCACCUGGUUAUCCCCACAACUAUGGAAACGAUGCCAACUGUACUUGGACGAUAACCGCUCAAGAUGGAUUUCUUGUACAAUUCACUUUCUACGAUUUCCAAACAGAAGGGUGCUGUGACACGUUGCAUGUACGGGACGCAUCCAGGGGUCUUAUUCUAUACCAAGGUUCUGAAGGCAACAGAACAACCACGAGUACCACCAGCGUGAUGAUGUUGAACUUUCUGUCUGAUAACUCAAGAACCGACGUUGGUUUCAGAGGAUUUUUUCAAGAGGUACCAGGUCUACUAAUACUAAAUACGUCAACGACAGCAACACCAGCACGAGAACGUUGUGCUUUCGUCCUUCAAGCUAACGAAACGAUACAGACUUUUGCGUCACGUGGUUACCCUGGUAACUAUAGAGACAACGAACGCUGUACAUGGACUAUAUUAGCACCCGUGGGUCAUUUAAUUAUACUGGAAAUACAAACUCUUUCCACGGAAGAUUGCUGCGACUUUUUAACUAUAUACAAUGGUACAACAAAUAGUAUGAUCGCAGAUCUAUCUGGCGAAAAAAGUUCGUUAAGAUAUGUGAUUGACAGCGGGUAUGCGGAGCUAAGUUUCGUUACUGACGAAAAAAUUAACGCAAGAGGCUUCUUGGCUACGUACUCAAGUAGAUUACGAAACGUUGGGACGACUAGAACCCUUGAGAUCACUACAACACCAAGUGGGACCGGAACAAAGUUAAAAUAUUCUCAUAUUUUUAUCCUCGCUGCACUAAUUUUCGAACUACUUAUAUUUUAUUAAAAACCGUAGCCAUGCAUGUGUAAAUUUGUGGGUGAUUUUUUUAAAUUUAUUUUAUUUUUAUGUAGUCUUUGGCUGACACUUUAGUUUAGACAACCAUAAGAGACCUCUGGGUUGGAGCAAUUGUCCUUAAGUGUUAUGCCAAAAGACACAUAUACGCCCACAAUAGUAGCAACGUCAAGCUCGUAAGCAGUGACGAGGUGUAUAAACCAAAACACCCGUGUUAUAUCGACUGCCGUUGCCGUGCCAUGCUAGCAAGUUACAUUCAUAUCAAAACGUGAUUGCAAUUAUCAAAACGAGUGCAAUUUUCUUCCGAUGACGUAAUGCUCCCAAAUUAAAAGUUGGAAAUUUCGGUAACUGAUUGAUGUCAGUCGUGAGGCUUACUUCCGUUGUAGCAACUCAUGCAUACCAUAUACAAGCAUUUAAAUUCUACACAUAAGUUAAGAUGUUUCAUUUAUGUAAUAACUUGAAAGAUAAGACUAUGCUUAGUUAGAGAUCUCUUUGAAAAUGCAUUUUUGUUUUAACAGUCAUCAAAAUAAAUUGUGUAGACUAUAUUAUCAUUAUAAAAUAACCUAAACGUAUUUGUAGUUUGUUUUUUGGAAAACUCUAGAGUAGAGAUAGAUUAUAUUAUUUGGAACAGCGAAGAGAAAAGGUUAACUGCAAAAAUACAGUUGUUAAAACACGCUAUGGAUAAAACAGUUUGGAAAAGAGCGUCAUGCAGUUUAAAAGCGUGGCUGUUGACCCCAAUAUGUAGUGAACUAACACUGGGUUAAAAUUACAGAAAGAAAAUAGCGUUUUGUUGUAUAAGUUGGAUUUGACACGUAUAUGAGAAAUGUUGUCAACGCGUUUUAUCAUUGCGUUUCUUGGAAUAUCUUUCAUAUUAUUUGACUUAGGGAUUACUUCAAGAGCGUCCGCCGUACCUUGCAUGGACGAAAAUGUUAAUUGUCGUAAACAUUUAUGUGAUGUGUAUAGUAUCAACAUGAGACAGUUGAUUUGCCCUGUGACGUGCGGUACAUGCAGAGACAGGGUACAAACAACUGCGCCACUUCCGUCCGCCGUACCUUGCAUGGACGAAAAUGUUAAUUGUCGUAAACAUUUAUGUGAUGUGUAUAGUAUCAACAUGAGACAGUUGAUUUGCCCUGUGACGUGCGGUACAUGCAGAGACAGGGUACAAACAACUGCGCCACUUCGAUAUUUCACAACUACAGCGUUAAAUACAAGCCCUAUUGCGUUGAAUACGACAACUACAACUCCUAUAACUACUAAAAUCAGCUCAACAACAGCAGCAACAACAACAACAAAUACAUCGUUACUUGGGACGAACAACACCCUUAAGAUCACUACAACACCACGUGGGAGCGGAACAAAGUUAAAAUAUUCUAACAUUAUUAUGUUCGCCGUAAUAAUUCUGAAUUUGCUUUGUUUUAUAUAAAAAAGUAACUCUAUUUGUUUUGCUGAACUUACUAUCGUUGCAUGGCGGGCCAACAACAACAACAACACGGGUGUUCUGUUUCAUACACCUCGUUUCCGCUUAGCCUUACGAGCUACAAUGUAUGUUACUUUUAAGUAUAUUGUAUACUAUAAAUCAUAUAAAAACUUUUUCACAACACUGAACUAAUGUAUGAAUUUAUCGUUAUUUUUAAAAUUUCCAAAGUAUAAUAUAAAUGUAAAGUUACACACAAGGCGACUUUAUUUUGGUUUUGCAAUUUUGUCGGUUUUAAUAAUAAAUUGGAAGAAACACCGCGG
Messenger RNA from Ciona intestinalis (vase tunicate), 3114 nucleotides. Lineage: Eukaryota; Metazoa; Chordata; Ascidiacea; Phlebobranchia; Cionidae. The record is from RefSeq and is a predicted model, not a curated record.